UUUUUUUGUUUCCUCGUAUGACAGUUACAUUCCUAAGCUCCGCCUAAUUGCAUGGAUGUUGUAAUUGGGAAAUGUAUCAGAUACUAGACAGAAUAUAAAGCCAGAGAGAGUCCUAAUGGGAACAACAGCAAGGCAGUAGGUGCUUGUCUACAACAACAUGAUCUGGAUCAUUAGCUUUUUGGCUUUUGUGGCUUCCACUCUGGGUUGUGGUGUGCGUCAGCCAUUAGGUUGGGCUGCUAAAGAAUCAACCACUAAAAAACCUAUUGAUGGAGACAUUCAUGAAGGUAUAAUGCAGGGAGUGGAUGCUCUGCGUUGGCCCUGGCAGGUUUCUAUCAAGACAUCCAGUGGCGAGCAUUUAUGUGGAGGCUCUCUGAUCAACAAAUUUUGGGUCCUCACUGCUGCCCACUGUCAAAUUCAGGCUAGAAGUCACUAUGUAGUCCUAGGACAACAUGACCGUAGCUCCAAUGAUGGAACAGUUCAGGUCAAAGAAAUUGCAAAGGUCAUCACCCAUCCUGACAACAACAUACAGACCUUAUUUAACAAUGAUGUUACUCUGCUUAAAUUAUCCAGUCCAGCACAAAUGACUUCCCUUGUAUCUCCCGUAUGUUUGGCAAGUUCUUCUUCAAAAAUUGUCCCCGGAACUCUUUGUGUCACAACUGGCUGGGGCAGAACUAAAACUGAACUGAGCGCUCGUAUCCUGCAGGAAGCCACCAUACCAAUAGUGAGUCAGUCUCAAUGUAAGCAGAUUUUUGGGGCGAGCAAAAUCACCAACAGCAUGAUCUGUGCUGGAGGCUCUGGAUCCUCAUCUUGCCAGGGUGAUUCUGGUGGCCCUCUGAUGUGUGAGAGCUCAGGUGUUUGGUAUCAAGUGGGCAUCGUUUCCUGGGGCAACAGAGACUGCCGUGUGGAUUUUCCAUUAGUCUAUGCCCGCGUCUCUUACUUUCGAAAAUGGAUUGAUGAAAUUAUUAGAUCAAACUAGAGCACUAGCAAGUAUUUCAGUGAUGAAACCAUGUCUUCAUAACCUACUGUAUUUUUGACAUGCUACUAAAUUGAAAACUGAAAGUACCACAUGACAUAAUGCUAAAGAAAUUAUUAAAGGCAAUUUAUAUAACA
Danio rerio (zebrafish) is the source of this 1110-nucleotide messenger RNA. The record is from RefSeq and is a predicted model, not a curated record. Lineage: Eukaryota; Metazoa; Chordata; Actinopteri; Cypriniformes; Danionidae.